Molecule: messenger RNA, 7391 nt
Organism: Chlamydomonas reinhardtii
Lineage: Eukaryota; Viridiplantae; Chlorophyta; Chlorophyceae; Chlamydomonadales; Chlamydomonadaceae
Exons: 9
Coding region: 45-6485 (2146 amino acids)
Cellular component (GO): nucleus
Molecular function (GO): RNA binding
Source: RefSeq, a predicted model, not a curated record
CCCACCUCGUGGCGCAAGCGUUGAUUGCAUUGAAUCCAAGGACUAUGCCGCCCCAGCUACUGCCGGUGGCCUUUGAGCUACUGCCGCCGUACAGCCCCAGCGUACCGGAUGGCGAGCGGCACAAGUACGACAGUGUACGGGUGCUGCUGGAGGAGUACUUCGUGCCGCAGCGGAAAAUUGUGCGCAACGCAGUCUACUGCGGCCGCAGCGGGGUCGACCCCACACGCAAGCUGGACGCGAGCACGAAAUAUGAGGCGUGCGCUGUCGCGGGUCUGUGGCUGGGGCCGGAGCUGGUGUGUGGCGCGGCGCUGCGACUCAACUUCCCGCCCACCUCCUGCGCGGGGCUGGGGCGGGCGCCGCCGGCCGAGGUGGCGGCGGCGCUGGUGGCGGGGCGGUGGCGGCCGCAGCUGCAGGUGCUCUUCAUGCGCACGGCUCCGGGCCACGGCCGCCGGGGCCUGGGGCGCUUGCUGUCGUGCCUCAUCGGCAGGCAGGCCGCACGCGCGCAACACGAGUUGGUGAGCGUGGCGAUGAGUGGCGAUGACGCCGCCCCAUUCUGGACGAAUGCGGGCUUUGCCGCACCGCCACUGCAGCCGCCGCAGCUGCCGCCCACUGCCAGCCUCCUGCACCGAGCCGAGGCGGCCCGGCGGGCGGCGGCGGCGCGGCGCGCGGUGACGGAUGGCGAGCCGCACGCGAUGCGGUGCGAGGUGUGGGUGCGGUCGCUACUGCCGCCGCUGCCGUCUGCAGAACCGAGUCACCGAGAGGAGCAGGAGGAGGGGGAGCUAGUGGGGGAGGGGGAAGAGGGAAGUGUGAUGGAGGACGCUGAUGAGGAGACGGAGGAAAGCGUGCCUGGAAAAGCUGCGCACACGCGACGGUUGGCACAGCAUCUGCUCCAAGCGCUGUCGCAUGCCAAGGAGCAGGUCCGCGCGGCUGCGGCGCAAGUGGUGGCCAAGUACCAACAAGCUGCGGCGGCUGCAGCGGCAGCAGCUGCGGCCGGCGAAACGCUGCUGGCGGCGGCAGGUACACAGGCGGUGCCGCCGCCGGAUGUGUCGCUGCUGCAGCUGGACGAGGCGGUGGCGGCCACAGACAUCGCGACGGCGGAUGCGGACGCAGCAGCUGUGGAGGCGACGCGGCCUGCGCAGCUUUACGCGUGUGCAGGGGCUGCGGUUUCUGCCCAUGCGGGUGAUGCAGCCCGCCGCGGGGCCAAGCGGAAAGCGGCAGGCCGCCGGCAGCAGCAGGAGGGUGAGAGCGCGGCAGUGGCUGGGACGGGGUCGAGCGGGGCUGUAGCAGCGGAGUUAGGCAGGGCCGUGGGUGCCGCGAGCGGCAGUCGGGGUGCUGCUGACGCACGCACUGUCACGACCAGCAGCUGUGGAAACAGCGCAGGGGCUUUGGACCCGUCGGAGGCUGCCGCAGCCGCCGAGUCCGCCGCCCCUGAAUCGCUGACGCCAGUGCAGCAACAGAGAAAGCGGCAGCGCCGGCAACAGCCGUCCCGCACCUCCACACCUGAAGCAGCGCCGGCACCGGCACCGGCACCGGCACCGGCAUCAGGGCUGGCCAGCCCUGUCAUGGCCCCACAGGUGGCGGCACCAGCCCCAGCCCGUACCGCAGUUCCCUGGACGAGCUCACGGCGGGUGGCAGCAGCUGCGGCGCCGCCGUCGCAGGACGACCGUGCCGCCGGCGGCGCACGCACGGCGCGGACGGCCGCACUUGGAACAGCAGCGGCGGCGCCCAUGCCGCUGCCUUCGCCAGCGGUGGCUAUCAGUGGGGCUGUGGACACCUCGUCCGUGUCUCUGAUCAGGUGGUGGGAGGAGCCGCCGGGCGGGCAGAACGCAGAGGAGCUCCGACAGCCACCCACACCAGCAGCCACCGCUGCCGCUGCCACCCGCCCGCCGACGCCUCAUGCCUCGCCGGUACUGCUGCUGCAACAGCCGGCCCGCAACAGUCCACGACUGCAGCGGCAUCCGCAUCUAACCCAGCCGCCGCAGCUGCCACCACAGCCGCCGCAACCUAUGCCACCGCUGCUGAAGCUGUCGCUGCAACAGGAGGAACAUCAGCGAGUGGAAGCCCCAGGGAGACUGUCAAGCCCACAUGGCGUAAGGCCGUGGCAGCCGUCGGCACAGCUGCAGGCCCAGACGCCGCCGACGCGGCCCGGUGGCGGCAGUGGGCGGGGCGUCGGCCCUGGUGGCUCGUUAACCUCAGCCCUGCUUGCCGCCGCGGGCUUUGGCCAAGCGCGCAGUGUGGGUCCUGGUGCUAGUGAUCCUGAGGACCAGGCGGCUUGUCAGCCGCCGCUGGAGCCGGAGCCGGAGCCGGAGCCGGACCUGGGGCUUGAGCUGGAGGAGGUGGCUGGGUUUGGCCGGGCACUGGUCGACCUGAUCGGCCGCUUUGAAGGCAUCGUGAAGCGCCAACACCGACAGCAACAAGAACACCAGCAGCAGCGCUGGCGGGACCAGGGGCAGAUGCAGCAGCCGAAGGCUGGGUGUGACGCAGAGCAGGCCGGGGCGCCGGCGGCGGCAGUGGCUGACGCCUGCACACAGCACGACACGGCUGUAGCAUGGGGCCGGAAGGCUGCAUCCCAGGCCGGGGCGCCGGUGGUGGCAAUGGCUGACGCCUGCACACAGCACGACACGGCUGUAGCAUGGGGCCGGAAGGCUGCAUCCCAGGCAGGGGCGCCGGUGGUGGCAAUGGCUGACGCCUGCACACAGUCAGACAAGGCUGUAGCAUGGGGCCGGGAGGCUGCAUCUCAGGCCGGGGCGCCGGUGGUGGCAAUGGCGGACGCCUGCACACAGUCCGACAAGGCAGCUGCUGCAGAUGAUCGGUUCAAGGAGGCUGCAGUGCAGGCAGGGCCAAGUGUGACGGAAUCGGGCACGUGCACAGCGGAGGGCGGGCCAGCAGGGGCCGUGGCGGUGGCGGCGGUGCGAGCUUGUGAUGAGCAGCUAGCCGCGAGCCGCACACCUGCUGACGCAGACGGCGAGAAAGCAGCAGCAGUGCGGUCUUCUGAUAGCGAUGGUUCGGUGGCUGUAGCUGCUGGAGACGCAGUGAUGACGGAAGGGCGCGAGGCGCCACCGCCGCCACCGCCCGCGCCACUGCUGCCGCCGCCCCCGCUAAAACCGCCACAGCCUUCACAAGCGCCACAGCCGCCGCGGCCACUCCAGCACUGUGGCCAGGUUGUUGAAGCGCCGCGCGCGGUUGAGCUCCGGGAUACGAAAGGCUCCGCCACGGCCACCCCCAAGCAGGAUGGCCAGCAGCAGGCGGCUGUGCAACGCAUGCAGGCAGCAGCCGGGCUCGCGCUGCUGGCGCCUGUGUCACCACCGUCAGCAGCUGCAGCAGGGGCGAGGGGCCCCCAAGGGAGCUCGCCUGUAACGCCGUCGACGGCUGCCGGCUGCCGGACUGCAGUUGCAAGCUAUGGCAGCUGCGGCGGCGGCGGUGCCAGCAGGGGUGGUGGCAGCGGCUCUGAGAGCGGCGGCUCCGCGAUACGUGAGGUAGACAACAGCGCCGGCGAAGGCCUGGCGGCAUUCUAUGAUGCGACGGAGGAGGCAGAGCAAGAGCAGGCACAGCGGGCCGAACGGCUGCUGAGGUGGGCGCGCUUGCGUGCUAACGCGGAGAAGCCAGCGGACCCAACGGCGGCAGCGGCGGCAGCGGAGCCAGCGCAGGCAGCGGUGGCGGCGCUAGGGCGGCCCUUGCAGCGGCCCAUGCCGCUACCGCCUCAGGUGCCUGCAUCGCCGCCGCCGCAGCUGUGUGGUAUCGGCAGCCCUGUCGCUGCAGCAGGCGCUGCGUUCGGCACCGAGGCACCGCCAGCGCCGGCACCGGCAGCCUGCCGCGAGGCUGGGGCCGCUGCGGUAGUGCCGCGGGGCGCUGGCGACCGUGCGGCGGCUGAUGGUGAGCAGCCAGGCGUCGAAAUGGCCGAGGAGGGGCCUCCUGACUCGACCCUUUCCGCCGGCGAAUGUGCGUCGGAUGGAACACCAGUGGCGGCACCCACCGCAAAGGGCUCGGCAUCCCUGCGGAAGGUGCUGGCGCGCAAGCUGGGCGUUCUUGGCAACACCAGCACCAGCAGCACCCGCUGCCGCCAGUCCCGGUGGGGUGCACCUGUUUCUGCUGCAAAGGCGCCGGAUGCUCCCCCGAAGACCCCGCAACCACAGCCGCAGCAGCCGCAGCACGUGUGGCUAGCGCAGAAUCUACUGGCGCUGCCGCAGCUGCCUGUGUUGCCACCUGCACCACCGGCGACUGCGUCAUCAGCCACCGCAGCGCCAGCGGCGCCGCGUCUGCAGCUGCAGGCAUCCUUUGAAGCGCCGUCGCCCUCGCGAGCAUCAGCUGCCUUGGUCGCUUCGACUGCACAUGGCACCGCAGCCGCCGGCCCUGACGCCAGCGCCACCGCCGGGCAAGGGGAAGCCGCGCCCCGGUGCUCCGAGCCGGUGGUGACGGGCGUGCUGCACCCGCGAAGAGGCCUGGGACUUGCGCGCGGCACCCAAGCCAGCAGCAGCACCAGCAGCCGGCGCGGGUCGCGGUGGGGCUCACCGCCACCGCCGGCUGCGACCGCAGGGUCCGCCGCCGCGGCGCCCCUUGCCCCUCCACCGCACUCACCGGCACGAGCCCCGUUGGGCCAUACCGCAGGUGACGGUGGCGUGCCUGUACUGACCCCGACCAGGGUGUCUGACGGACCGCGAGCGGCAGAGCAGCGCGCUCCGCAACCGCUGCAGCCGCAGGCAGGCGGUCCUCCCUUGCCGCCGUCACACCAACGCCCGGAGCUUACCGCGGAGGUGGCGUGCUUGGCACGCGCAGCAACCGUGACCACCUGCCAUCCCACCAGCGUGACUUGGGCGGCGGCGGGUGCCGCCGGUCCUAAUGUGGACGCGUCUGCGGGCACAGCAGCUGCUGCGCCGCAUGCUGGGAAUGGGACUGAGCGUGGCGGCGCCGCGGCGCCUGCCGAUGUUGGCGAGGUGUCGGGUGGCGGCGGCGGCGGCGGCGGCGUGAUACCGGUAGCUGUAGACCGCCCUGUCGUCACUGUAGGCGCUGGCAGCAGUCACAACAACCGGCCGGGGCCUAGCCUUGCCGGGGGCGGGCAGCUUCGCAGCCCCGCCGCUCCCAAGGUUCUGGCGCCGGCACCUGCGGCAGCGACGGUGGCUGCGGAAUGCCGAGAGGGGCCGCCUAUCGAACGCAGCAGCCCGGCACGUGUGCAGCAGGCAGCGGCCGCAACACCGCGGCCGCUGUCUGGGGCUGCACCGGGUGCAGCGGCCGUGCCUGCUGCUGCUGCUGCUGCUGCUGCUGCUGCUGCUGCUGCUGCUGCUGCUGCUGCCGCCGAGGUGGUUGGAGUGCGGGGCACCGGCAAGGCCGUGUCAGACAGAGGCCGAGUUGUCCGCGAGUCCGGGGGUCCGCGCAGCCGGGGGUCCUGCGCGCAGCCCUGUUCGGGCCCCGCGCAUGAGGGUCACCAGAGCCCGCGCCACAGCCUAAAGCGCAGCCGGAGCCACAGCCACAGCCAUAGCCGGAGCCGGAGCCGGAGCCGGAGCCGGAGCCGGAGCCGGAGCCGGAGCCGGAGCCGGAGCCGGAGCCGGAGCCGGAGCCGGAGCCAGGGCCGGAGUCGGGGCCGGAGCCGGGACCGAGGCAAGGGUCAGGACUGGACAGUGGGUCAAGCCCUCGUAUGGAAGCGGCGCAAGAGUCUGAGCGGCAGCCGCGGCCACAGCCGCGGCCGCAGCCCCCCAGGGGUUCGGGCCGAAAGCCGGGCCCAGGAGGGGCUCGACCGGCGAGGCCGAAGCGCUGGAGGCAGCCAGGGGCGCCCGCGCAGCGCGAGCCGGGGCCGGCCUCGCGACCGGAGUCGCAGCCGGAAUGUGGAGUGGCAGUGCCGCCGCAGCCCCGGCGGCCGUCGGGAGGAGAGCCGUAGGCGGGGCCCGGAUGCCGACCAGGCCCAGCAGCAGGGCGGGAGCCGAGGGGCCGGGGGCGGGCGCAGCAGCAGCCGUGACGGGCAGAGGGGCAGUGGGAGCAGCCGGAGUCCGAGCCGGGGGCAACAGCAGCAGACACAGCCGCCGGCGGUGCUGCGGCCUGACAGCGCUCCGACCACCGGUGUAGAGGCGACAAGUCAGCAUGGGGAGCGGGAGCAGAGCUACCAGGUGCUGAGCUACCUCAGUCCCGAGCUGGUGUCGAGAUCGGCGAGAGGCGAUUUCUCCUGGCUUGGUGUGAAGAAAGGUCUUCAGGGGGGCAUCACUUACCAGCGCAGCUGGCAGGAGGGGCUCUACGCUCCAGGUAUUGCCUGCGUCCUUGUCAAGCUGGUCGGCGACGUGACGCAUGCGGCACUGUUCCGCAACGCUAGGAUGCUUCGGCAAACGCGGGGGGUGAAGAUUGCGCCCUUCCUUGCGCCAGAGGUGCGGGCGCUUCGAGACCAGCGCAUGAACCAGUACAUCGCACUGCAGUGCGCGGGCUUGAAGCCCAAGUGGGACGGAGUGACGGCAAACCUUAGUAUCCUAAACGGGCGAGGCGCGCGAGUACUGUACCAGUUCUAAGUAAGGACGCGGGACCUGCAUCGCCGGUGGCCGGAAAUGGUAAAGUGUGGGGGUGUCGGCGGGUGUGUGGGUCCCCACCAGGUGGCUGGAGCCGUGUCUGCGGGAUGUGUGAGUGCACCUGCAUCUGCGGCGGGGCAAGGCGCCGCUGGAAGUUUAUCCGAUGUACAAUAUGUGCUGGGGUGCGGUUUGGGGUGCGGUUGCAGUCGGCUGGACAGUACGGCAUGAGUCGGUAAGGUGUGGAUGAAUCGCCCAUAGCAUGGAGCGGCGGGUGGCAAGUGGCGGCGGCUUGCAGCGCUGGAAGGUGCAUCAUGGUACAUGGUGCAUGGUACAUGGUACGGGUAGGCAGGGGCUCGGUUCGCGAGGCGCGCGGCACGGUGGCCAUGCAAAUACGUUCGAAGGGGAAUAUUAAGUUGCACAAUUGGGUCCAUACAUUUAACAUGUUAUACAUCAGUACUACAGGCGCCCGGCAUCAACCAAUGUCAGCAACCACACCUCAUGAGGUCAGCAACAUUCACUCAGAUUAAGUGCUGCGCCAUGCAUGUGCGCACACACACGCUCAUGGCUUAUGCCGAUCCUGAUUUGCGGGGAUGCCAAAGGCCCCCAACAUAGAGGCGUGUGCAAUUUGCGUGUGCUUAAUAGGCGCUCGCGUCAAGGUGGCUGGGUUAAUAACGACCCGGGAGGGGAGGGCUCAGCCCUUUUCCUGCCUCCCUAAGGCAGCCACCUCCUCGUUACCCAUGUAUGGUUGCGACGCCAGGGCGCACCCCUGUGCCCCGACGCAAACAAGCAAGCGGCUGCAUCUCAAUGCACCAUAAGCCAUAAGUAAAGGAAAGUACGACGCACGCAACAUGCGCGUCAGAUCACGUCUACGGGAUGGAACAUUUUGCUGCAUGGAUAUGUAGGGACAUG